This is a messenger RNA of Exophiala mesophila, 1898 nucleotides long. RefSeq lists its product as uncharacterized. The coding region runs from base 313 to 1677 and encodes 454 amino acids. Lineage: Eukaryota; Fungi; Ascomycota; Eurotiomycetes; Chaetothyriales; Herpotrichiellaceae. The transcript is spliced from 2 exons. The record is from RefSeq and is a predicted model, not a curated record. Gene Ontology annotation, biological process: siderophore biosynthetic process.
ACAUGAAAGUGCCUCGGACAUUCAUGGUGGCUGUGGUUGUCUCGGGCUUGCAUCAGAGGCUGGAAUCUGGAUGUUCUCGGCAAGGUCGUGGUGGCCCAGUGGAGUCGAACGUGGCGCGUGCCAGGUUUACGAUUGUUCUCUGGAACUGGAAAUUCUUCAGUGAAUGCUCUGCUCCCGGGGACACAGCCAGGCAAGCCUUGCAACAGCAGCAAGAUACUCUCGACUCCCACCGCAGCGACCUAGCAUACUACCUUCCCUUCAGAUUCUCUGGCCGUCUUCAGCUGACACCGUGAAGCCUAGACUACCAAGAUCAUGGCAGGCCAGAAAGCGACUCCAUUAGCGAUCGUGAGACUUCCUGAACCAUGGAAGACCACUUAUGAAGUCCAAGUUGCGCUCGAGAGCGAAGAAUCACAUAUCCUCACCCUGCAGUUGUCGCAAAGUCAGCUCGCUGGUUCGACACUGCCGUCAGAGCCUCUUCACAAUGAUACCCUUUAUUUCAGCAACCUCGUGACAGAAAGCAACAACCCAUCCCCGCAGUCUGAUGACAAUAGCCCUUGGGCGCGAUUUCAUCAGAGCCAGGUAUCCUAUGUCUCGUGGGAUGCAGCUAAGGUCGCGACCGUCGGGCAACUCUGGAACCUGAUCCAUGCCAUUGUCACCAUGUACCCAAGUCUGGAAGGAUUUCGGCUGGCAUUGAAAGGCCCUGGCAGUGAAGUACUCUCGACAACUCUCCAGGCUACCGGGAUAGCCAUUCCACGGCCGCGGCCAUCACGAGCAGAACACAAGGGCCGCGACGAUACGUCCGCCCACGUCUAUGUCUCGCGAUCGGCCUUCUGGCAGGGAGCUGCCUCUCCGUUUGGCUCGCGCCCAGCUUGGGUAGCGGACCCUGGCCUUUUCAGUCAUCUUGCGAGCCCGCUCGAGUCCUUCCCUGCGUUCCCUCUCGAACAUACCGUCACCUUCAGCCUUGAGGGCCGUCCGGUCCAUGCUCAACAUCCCGUUCGUUCCCCCAAACCCACCAGAGGGGCCACCAUCUAUAGUCGUUAUAUGCCACACCUGGAUGAGUUCUUUUCCAUGGUGCAUCUUGACUAUAAAGACGACACCCAUUUGCAAUUGUUCCAUACCUGGCAAAACGACCCUCGUGUCUCCCAGGGAUGGAACGAGACGGGCACUCUGGAGCAGCAUCGAGAAUACUUGCGCAAGAUUGACCAAGACCCCCAUCAGAUGGCUGUCCUGGCUCGAUUCGACGAUGUGUUCUUCGCCUACUUUGAGAUCUACUGGGCAAAGGAGGACCAUAUGGGAGUCUAUCUUUCCCCGGCACCUGGCGAUUACGACCGCGGCCGACAUUCGCUGGUUGGCGAUGCGCGGUAUCGUGGACCCCAUCGCGCCGCAGCGUGGUGGACCAGCCUGAUCCAUUAUUUGUUCCUCGAUGAGCCACGCACCGUGACUGUGGUAGGAGAGCCUAAGGCGACCAACGCCAACGUCCUAGCCUAUGAUGCGGCCAACGGAUUCCACAUUCACAAACUCGCCGACCUACCACACAAACGCUCUGCAAUUGUCCGAUGCGAACGACUGCGUUUCUUCCAGACCCAAGGCUUUGGAGGGACUGCCGCCGAUGUCCAGUUUCCCGCCCGUAAGCAGGGCUCGGACAAAGGACGGAAUCAAUUGCAUGCAAAACUCUGAGAUACAAAGGAUACAAAAUAUAAUAAUUGAACAGUAUCUAUCUAUCCUCUAAUGACACUUUGACAUGUUCACAGACUGUUGUCUAGGGUGCUGGGUAUCGAUUGGCCAGAUUGUCUCUCGUAAUAUUCGUGUGUAAAAAGCGUCUCAUAGACACAAUGGCCAGUUAAAAGGCGCGGCCGUUAAACAUUAGCAUGUCAAUUACACUCAUUUUUUCUGUUCGA